UGUACAGUCAGGGCUUCAGCUGGGCAGGGCCAGCUGUUAAUCCUCCAGGCGGACACCGGGGCGGGGGGGGGGACAUGCGGCAUAUAGGUGACGUCCGCUGGUGAGAAACACUUAGCGCAGGUAAAAGGGUGGAGGCGAGAGGGAGUUCCCACCUGUUGCGUUCUUAAAGAAAUGAAGACUUAAGAAAAUACCAAGGAGGGGCCGAUCGGUGUCUUUCGGACGCGCCUGGAGCCCCACCCUCGGCCAGAGGAAAAGCCCCUUGGGUGAGAGGCAGGAGCUUCAGAGAAAUCGAGAAGAAAAGCGCCUCUCCUCGCGCUCCACCUCCUCUGCUCGCACUCCUCCUGCGCGCCGGCCCAGCCUGCACCGGCCGCGGCCCGUGUCUCCGCCGAGCCCUCGCAUCCCGGCCUCCGGGUGCCUCGGCCGGCGACCUGUCCCCGAGUCCUCCCAUGGCGGCAGCCCGACCCACAAGCUCCCCGAGCGGAGCCCUCUGCCGGCAACUCCUACUGACCCUCACGAUCUUAACAUUUGCCUGUGAUGCCUGCAAAAAAGUGACGCUACAUGUUCCCUCCAAACUAGACGCUGAGAAAUUUGUUGGUAGAGUUAACCUGAAGGAGUGCUUUAAAUCUGCAAAUCUAAUUCAUUCAAGUGAUCCUGAUUUCCAAAUUUUAGAAGAUGGUUCAGUCUAUACAACAAAUGCUAUUCUUUUGUCCUCGGAGAAGAGAAAUUUUACCAUAUUACUUUCCAACACUGAGAACCAAGAAGAGAAGAAAAUAUUUGUUCUUUUAGAGCAUCAAACAAAGGUACUAAAGAAAAGGCAUUCUAAGGAAAAAGUUCUAAGACGUGCCAAGAGAAGAUGGGCUCCUAUUCCUUGUUCAGUGAUGGAGAAUUCCUUGGGUCCUUUCCCACUUUUUCUGCAACAGAUUCAAUCUGACACGGCACAAAACUACACUAUCUACUAUUCCAUAAGAGGGCCUGGAGUUGACCGAGAACCUAAAAAUUUAUUUUAUGUGGAGAGAGAUAGUGGAAACCUGUUUUGUACUCGUCCUGUGGAUCGUGAGGAGUAUGAAUCUUUUGAGCUAAUUGCCUUUGCAACAACUCCGGAUGGAUAUACUCCAGAACUUCCACUGCCCCUAGUAAUCAAAAUUGAGGAUGAAAAUGAUAACUACCCAAUUUUUACAGAAAAAACUUACAUUUUUAAAGUAGCUGAAAACAGCAGAGUUGGUUCUACUGUGGGACAGGUAUGUGCAACUGACAAAGAUGAACCUGACACGAUGCACACGCGUCUGAAGUAUUCUAUCCUCGCGCAGUUGCCAGCAUCACCCACGCUGUUUUCUAUGCAUCCAACUACAGGCGUGAUCACCACAUCAUCCUCUCAGCUAGACAGAGAGUUAAUUGAUAAAUACCAGUUGAAAAUAAAAGUACAAGACAUGGAUGGUCAAUAUUUUGGUUUACAGACAACUUCAACUUGCAUCAUUCAUAUUGAAGAUGUGAAUGACAACUUGCCAACAUUUACGCGUACUUCUUAUGUGACAUCAGUGGAAGAAAAUACCAUUAAUGUGGAAAUCUUACGUGUUACCGUUGAAGAUAAGGAUUUAAUAAAUACUGCUAAUUGGAGAGCUAAUUAUACUAUUUUAAAGGGCAAUGAAAAUGGAAAUUUUAAAAUUGUAACAGAUCCCAAAACCAAUGAAGGAAUUCUGUGUGUGGUUAAGUCGCUGAAUUAUGAAGAAAGACAACAGGUGAACCUGCAAAUUGGUGUCACUAAUGAAGCUCCGUAUUCCAGAGAAGUUAGUUCAAGAUCAGCCAUGAGCACAGCGGCCGUUACUGUUAAUGUGAAAAAUCAGGAUGAGGGCCCCGAGUGUAGCCCAGCGUUGCAAACUGUUCGAAUUAAAGAAAAUGUACCAGUGAGAACAACGAGCAAUGGAUAUAAAGCAUACGACCCAGAAACAAGUAGCAGCAGUGGCAUAAGGUAUAAGAAGUUAAAAGAUCCAAAAGAAUGGAUCACUGUUGAUGAAAACUCAGGAUCAAUCACAAUUAUCAAGAGCCUGGAUAGAGAGGCAGAGAACAUCAAAAAUGGCAUAUAUAAUGUCACAGUGCUGGCAACAGAUGAAGUUGGGAGAACAUGUACUGGGACACUGGGGAUUAUACUUGAAGACGUGAAUGAUAAUGGUCCAUCCAUACCUAAAGAGACAGUGAUAAUCUGCAAAACUGUCAUGUCGUCUACGGAGAUUGUUGCCGUUGAUCCUGAUGAGCCGAUAAACGGCCCACCCUUUGACUUCAGCUUGGAUAGUGCUUCUGAUUCAGAUGUACAGAGAACGUGGAGACUGACAAAAAUUAAUGGUACAGCGGCACGCCUUUCCUAUCAGAAUGACCCUCCAUUUGGAUCAUAUAUAGUACCUAUCAAAGUUACAGAUAGACUUGGCCAGUCACUUGUCACUCCAUUAAAAGUUAUUUUAUGUGACUGUGUUACCGAAAAUGACUGCACCUCUCGCAUAAGUCCAAGGACUGGCAACGGAGAAGUAAAACUUGGAACGUGGGCCAUCCUUGCCAUAUUGUUGGGCAUAGCAUUGCUAUUUUGUAUCCUGUUUACCUUAGUCUGUGGGGUUUCUCAGGCAGCCAAGCAGCCAAAAGUAUUUCCCGAUGAUUUAGCCCAGCAGAACCUCAUUGUGUCCAACACUGAAGCUCCCGGAGAUGACAAAGUGUAUUGCACAGACGGCUUUACGACACAUAUUGUGGGCAGUUCGACUCAGGGAGUCUGUGGCACUGUGGGAUCAGGAGUGAAAACUGGAGGGCAGGAGACCAUUGAACUGGUGAAAGGAGGGCACCAGACCUUGGAAAUGUCCCAGGGGGCCGGACAUCAUCACACUUUGGAAUCGUCUAGGGGAGGUGGACAGCACACCCUGGAUUCCGGCCGGGGAGGACACGUGGAGACGGACAACUGCAGAUACACGUACUCGGAGUGGCAUAAUUACACUCAGUCCCAUCUUGGUGAAGAACCCAUUAGAGGACACACACUGAUUAAAAAUUAAACAAUGAAAGAAGGUGCAGCUGUGUAAUCAGGACGACAAUCACAAGCAUGCUCAAGACUACGUCCUUACGUAUAACUAUGAAGGAAAAGGAUCGGUGGCUGGCUCUGUAGGUUGUUGCAGUGAACAACAAGAAGAAGAUGGGCUUGAAUUUUUGGAUCAUUUGGAACCCAAGUUUAAGACACUAGCAGAAGCAUGCAUAAAGAGAUGAUUGUGUUCUAACACGUCUAUAAAAGCCAAUGGCUUUAUCACCUUUUUUUUUUAAUUUUCAGUUUUUAAAAAUAGAAGAUGCUUUGUUUGGGACUUUUCCCCCAUUAUUUUGAUGGGAUCUCUUUAGCCAAAUGCACAUUUACAGAAAGAUGCUGUAAAUAAGAACACAAAUUUCACAGUUUUUACAUAGUUUUUAGUUACUUGUCUUCCACUCAAGGGGACCUACAGAUAGAAAAAUUAAGGAAGUCUGCAUUAUUGUUUACAUUUGGGUAUAAUGACAGCAGCGAAUUUAUAGUGCAAUAAAAUGUAAUUAAUUCAAGUCUAUUUCAUAGACUACUUGAAGUUAAUCUGAUAGAAAAUUGUAGAGAUCUUGCUUUAAUAUUAUAUUCAGUUAGCUAAUUAAUUAAUUGUUUGUAUGGUGCUUGAAAACUGUUGUUCUCCUAAAUAUUAUAAAGUGUGUACAUUACAUUAUUAUUGUUUUAUUCUUAUAACAUGACCUUUCUUCAUGAUGCAAAGGGAGAGUCCCAAUCAGGCAUUGACUGUUAUUACAAUUCCAUUUUGGUGGAGUUUAGUUUCUAGGUUUUAUUCUGU
Ceratotherium simum simum (southern white rhinoceros) is the source of this 3824-nucleotide messenger RNA. It is a transcript of the gene DSC2, whose product is annotated as desmocollin 2. The record is from RefSeq and is a predicted model, not a curated record. NCBI's taxonomy places the organism in Eukaryota, Metazoa, Chordata, Mammalia, Perissodactyla, Rhinocerotidae. Gene Ontology annotation, molecular function: calcium ion binding. Gene Ontology annotation, biological process: homophilic cell-cell adhesion. Gene Ontology annotation, cellular component: desmosome; plasma membrane.